UGGGCGGGAACGGAGCGCGGCGGCCCCGCCCAGGCCAGCCCGGGUGGGGGACAGUCCCCCCAUAAGGACCGCUUGGUGAGCCCGGCCAGGCGAGGACGCACGGCCAGGAGGAAGGAGCGCGAGUCCCGGGCAGGGAAGGUUUCGAGACCCGGGCCGCGCCCCGAGGUCGCCACGUCGAGCCCCGCAAGGUCCCGCCCGAGGUCCCCUGCGCCCCGCCUCGCCGCCGCCCCGCGGGGAGCCCCAGGUGUCUUCUUGCCGCGGGGAAACGACACCCGAAAUUAAAACCGGGGAAGCCCGCAGCCUUCCGCCUUCUCCAGCCAGCUCGAGUGACUUAGAUCGGGUGAACUUUAACAUUAAAAGAGAGAUUAUCUUACAGCGCGGCUCGCUUUAGGACGGCGAGUUGCCUCUGAACAGGCGACUGAAGUCGGGUCACCCGAGGCAGCGACGUCCAGGCUGUCGCCCAAUCGCGCUGCGGCUCUGGAGGGGCAGAGUCUGUACAGACCGGCGCUCCCUGAUCCUUUAUGAGAGCUGUUCCCUUCCAGGUCCUCAACAAAGACCCCCUCGUUGGGGGUCUCAAGUCCAGUCCCUUAGCGCCAGUGUUUUAUAAAUGACAUUUUCGAACUAUUUGAAGGUCCACUUUAAGAUUUAUUCCUCUGCGAUGGAGAAGUAUGAGAAAAUUAGAAAAAUUGGAGAAGGAUCCUAUGGAGAUGUUUUCAAAUGUAGGAACAGGGACACGGGUCAGAUUGUGGCCAUAAAGAGGUUUCUGGAAUCCGAAGAUGACCCGGUCAUAAAGAAGAUCGCCCACCGGGAAAUCCGCAUGCUCAAGCGACUCAAGCACCCCAACCUGGUCACCCUCCUGGAGGUCUUCAGGAGGAAGCGGAGGCUCCACCUGGUGUUUGAAUAUUGUGACCGUACAGUUCUCCACGAAUUGGACAGAUACCAACAAGGGGUACCAGAACAUCUUGUGAAGAGCAUAACUUGGCAGACGCUGCAAGCUGUAAACUUUUGCCACAAACACAAUUGUAUACAUAGAGAUGUAAAGCCAGAAAAUAUUCUCAUCACAAAACAUUCAGUGAUUAAGCUUUGCGACUUUGGAUUUGCCCGGCUUUUGACUGGACCAAGUGACUGCUACACAGACUACGUGGCUACCAGGUGGUACCGCUCCCCGGAACUGCUGGUGGGUGACACACAGUAUGGUCCCCCAGUAGAUGUUUGGGCAAUUGGCUGUGUCUUUGCUGAGCUGCUAUCAGGAGCGCCUCUGUGGCCAGGAAAAUCAGAUGUGGACCAGCUCUAUCUGAUUAGGAAAACCCUGGGAGAUCUCAUCCCUAGACACCAGCAAGUAUUUAGCACAAAUCAGUACUUCAGUGGGGUGAAAAUUCCAGAUCCUGAAGACAUGGAACCACUUGAAUUAAAAUUUCCAAACUUCUCUUAUCCUGCCCUGGGGCUCUUAAAGAGCUGCCUCCACAUGGACCCUGCUGAGAGACUGGCCUGUGAACAGCUGCUGAAGCACCCUUAUUUUGACAGCAUCAGAGAAAUAGGAGAUUGGGCAAAAGAGUACGACAAACCAACACGGAAGACCCUAAAAUACAGCCAAAAGCACCUGCCUGGGGUAAAAAUGAUGCACUGUUUUACAGAAACAUCCAAGGUGACACACCUCCCGCAGCUAACUAGCAGCAGCAUCCUUCCAGCUUUGAAUGACAAGAAGUACUACUCUCAUACCAAGAAACUUAACUACCGUUUUCCAAACAUUUAAGGAGCUAGGGGAUUGAUGAUAAAAAAAUUGAUGGACAAUUUGAAGAAAAUAAAACUUAUACAUUUGAUUGAAAACAAUUACAAUGUUGAAAACACACCCAGGAGAAAACAUAAGCCAGUAAUUGGGAGGCCACUUGGCCAGAUAUGAAGGGAAAUUCCAGAUUCAGACUUGCAGGCUUAAUGGUGUCCAGAAAAGAAAGGAAAAACCUGUUUGGAGUUUCACUUGUCUUUUUGUUUCUGUGAGCAGUUGAGCUGAGGGACAGAAGAUAAACUGAAUCUACUCAUGCCUCUGGGAAAAUGAGAUGAUUUCGUAAAGAUUUACGUUUCAGUUCUUCCACAUGUCACAUGUGAAAAACGAGUUACAAAACACCCACGUGUAUUUCCUUGGGUCUGUUACCUGGAGUCCUGUAUUUCCAGCCUUUCAGAUUGUUUCAACCUCAUAUUUGAAGUGUUUUAGUUCUUGAAAUCAAGAUGUUUAAAAUUCCAUUUCCUGCUUGCUCUAUCUCUUGAUUUUUAUAUUUUAAAAUAUUUUUUGAAUAUUUAAAUUCAAAAUAUUUAAAAUUAUGAAUUACCAUAAAGGCUUUGUAAUUUAUAUGCUUAUAUAUUUCUUACACACUAAGAAUGCAUUUCAGUGUCUUCUGCAGGCAAGAUGGAUUUACUGUAUUAUCAACAUUUGUUCGCUCAAUUCCCCUUGCAAACAAUGGCACGAAGCUUGGCAGCUGACUAGAACAAGAUCUACAGGCUUUGCAGGAACUGAAUCUGUUAGCCCGAAAAUAAUCAGUACUUCAUUCUCUCCAGCUCAGCCUCAGCCACAGAUCUAUAGGGCAGAAACUGUAUAUAGUGAUCUUCUAGGUUUUAGAAGAAAGUGCUUGUGAGCUUUUACUUGGGUUGUGAGAGGCAUGAGGUUGUAAACCAGUUUUGUCUUGAAACAUCUUUUUAUACUAUGUGUGUACAUACACAUAUACAUAUGAGGUUGGACGAUUAAGUUGCACUCAUUUUCCUCCUGAGUUAAUUUUCUUUACUACAUGUUUGGGCCUAUCCUCUUAUUGCUAAGUAACCUACUAAAUUCUUGCAUCUAUUCAAUAAUUAUGAAUACCCAGGCAAUUUAAUGAUAUCCUAAGGCUUCUUAAGGUAUGUGGCUUCCUGCAUAGACCUGAUGGUGUGUUAAAUAAAAGCCUCAAUAUUAUUCAAUUCCUGUUAGGGAGCCUUGAUUCAAAUGACAAGGCAGGAUAUAUAACUUCUGUGAAUAGUUACAAUUUUGUUUUUGUUUUUUU
Messenger RNA from Nycticebus coucang (slow loris), 3026 nucleotides. It is a transcript of the gene CDKL1, whose product is annotated as cyclin dependent kinase like 1. Gene Ontology annotation, biological process: protein phosphorylation. The transcript is spliced from 9 exons. Gene Ontology annotation, molecular function: cyclin-dependent protein serine/threonine kinase activity; ATP binding. NCBI's taxonomy places the organism in Eukaryota, Metazoa, Chordata, Mammalia, Primates, Lorisidae. Bases 608 to 1753 code for a protein of 381 amino acids. Gene Ontology annotation, cellular component: nucleus. The record is from RefSeq and is a predicted model, not a curated record.